Emiliania huxleyi CCMP1516 is the source of this 861-nucleotide messenger RNA. RefSeq lists its product as hypothetical. Lineage: Eukaryota; Haptophyta; Isochrysidales; Noelaerhabdaceae. The coding region runs from base 43 to 807 and encodes 254 amino acids. The record is from RefSeq and is a predicted model, not a curated record. The transcript has 4 exons.
UCCCUCGAUGCGUUCGGCUGCACCUUCAUUCUCGCGCCCGCAAUGAGCGUUCGCAUCUCUGCCGAGGACGCACUGCUGCUUUCUGCGUUCGCCGUCGCCGAUUUAUCGAUACUCGUGGAGUCCGAAUGCCAGGUUAGGGGCGGCGAUUGGCAGGCCGUGGUCCCAAAGUUAGGCCCCGAUGCCCGCCGAGUGCAUGCCGAGGAGAAUGCCGGCGGCGCGUCGGUCAUCAGCGAGGCGCUAUCGAUGGAGGUGCUCUGCCGACUGCUCGGGGCGAGGCUGGUCUGCACCGAGCUCGAGCUGAGGUACUUCCCAGCGGCGGGUCCAAUCACUGACUAUGCCAUCGCGCUGCGCGGCGGGGACGUGCUCGGCGUGUCGGUUACGCGCGCCUUCUCCUUCGGCGAGGCGGCACUGAGCGUGCCGCACGCCGCGGCGCUGCUCUCCAAGAAGCUGGCGGGCAUCCUGCACUCGUCGCGCACGUGCUUCAACCAGAACCUGUCAAAGCAGAUCCUGCACGUGUGGUGCGACGGAGCGGCGGACGUGGCGCUGCUGCGGCUUGCCUUUGGCCUCGUCGGGCCAGAGCUGAGCGCGAGUACACUGGUGCUCGUGACGCGAUGCGAGAACCUGCCCGAGCUCUUUACGGAGAAGGGCAAGGCGCCACGCAAGCGGGCGCGGCCCCUGAAGGGCCUGAAGGACGAGGCUCAUCUUGCUGCGCUGGCAGAGAGCUGCCCGCUGCGGCCGCAGCAGAGGCGAACGACCGCGGUCGACACGGCUCUCCGCGCGGGGUCACGACUGAGAGGGAAGAAUUGAGACGCGCGGUUGAGCUGUGGUGAAUCAGAAAUGCUUUCAAGUUUCUCAUAUAUA